AUGUAUUCCAACAGUCAAUUCGAGCCGAAUUCCGCUUUCUCCGGCGGCGGAUUCAUGUCUUCUCAGCCUUCUCAGGCUUAUGAAACCUCGUCCUCCACUGCUAAGAAUCGCGACUUUCAGGGUCUUGUCCCUGUGACGGUGAAGCAAAUCACCGAAUCAGCUCAGUCCGGUGGUGAGAAAUCUGGGAUCGUCAUCAAUGGAGUUGAACUAACAAACGUCUCACUUGUUGGUCUAGUGUGUGACAAAGACGUAUCAAAAGUCACUGAAGUUAGAUUCUCUCUUGACGAUGGAACUGGAACCAUCGACUGUAAAAGAUGGGUGAAUGAAAGCUUCGACGCUAGGGAAAUGGAGUCAGUGAGAGAUGGAACCUAUGUGCGUCUUAAUGGUCAUUUGAAGACUUUCCAGGGGAAAAAACAGCUUCUUGUUUUCUCUGUGAGGCCUAUUAUGGACUUCAAUGAGGUUACCUUUCACUAUAUUGAGUGUAUACACUUCUACUCUCAGAACUCUGAUUCGCAGUUUGGACAACAAGUUGGUGAUGUCACUCAAUCUCAUACGGUCAGUUCACAGGGUGUAUCAAACACAAACCAAGCAACCACAUUGAACCCUGUGAUGUCCUCUCAGAACAACGAUGGAAAUGGUCGCAAGAACUUAGAUGAUAUGAUUCUAGACUAUCUAAAGCAACCUGUUUGCGCUGCAAGAGAACAAGGGGUACACCUUGAUGACAUUGCCCAGCAACUAAAGGUCCCAAAGAACAAGAUUGAGGAUGUUAUUCGGUCAUUGGAAGCUGAUGGUCAAAUAUACUCAACGAUCGAUGAGUAUCACUUCAAGCAUGUCGAGCUUUGA
This is a messenger RNA of Microthlaspi erraticum, 843 nucleotides long. The record is from the annotation of a GenBank genome assembly. NCBI's taxonomy places the organism in Eukaryota, Viridiplantae, Streptophyta, Magnoliopsida, Brassicales, Brassicaceae.